GAUGCAAAUUCGACGGUCAAGCUUGUUAGUCCCACCUUUUUGUGUUUCCCGCACCGUCAAUCAAAAUAGAAAAAAAUCGACCCGAAUUCACCGAUCAACACUAGCCCGCCUUUGAUAAAAUAAUCAUGUUUGGAGUUUAGUUGAUCAGAUAAUCCUCCCGGUUACUACCAUUCACGCUAUGACUGGUACGUAAACAUUUAGCGCAUCGAAGCGUGCAACUAAUCGCGCCAGAGCAGCCUCUGAAACAAGGAGAAAUGGCGUCCGCGGACGUGGACAGCAGUCAAAGCGAGUUUCUGCAACCCGGCGGCGCAGCGGAAACACAGACGACAGAUAUGUCAGCCAUUCAGCUGACGGGUUCGGACAGAUGGGAGGUGUUAACUCCUGUCACAACUGGGAAGGAAGACCAGGGAGUCGUUCACAUUCCAAACUCGGGGAUUGUCACGUCCAACGGCCAGUACGUGCUUCCCAUUGGGAGUCUUCCCAGCCAGCCCAUUUAUGUUACAGCAUCUGGGAAUGAGGCCGCAGCCAAUGGAGUGGCAGGCAUUCAGUAUCAGGUCAUCCCUCAAAUCCAACAUGCCGAUGGGACACUGGCAGGGUUUCCAACACAGGGACUGGAUGAUGGCACUGGUCAAAUCCAGCUCCUCCAAGAUGGCAGCCAGGGCGGCAUCGGAAUCAGCUGUGCCACGACAGCCACCACAGACCUCCUGACGCAGACGGGGCAAGUACCGUCAAUCCAAGGCGUCUCACUGGCUGGGGGGUCAGCGUACACCGGCACAGUACCUGUGGGGCUGCCCAGCAACAUAACAUUUGUCCCUAUAAACAGUUUGGAUCUGGAGUCUUUAGGGUUGAGCGGAGCGCAGACGGUCCCCAUCGCAACAGGGGUAACACCCGAGGGUCAGUUGAUCAUGGGUGGUCAGACGCUGGAGAGUCAGGGUCAGGACUCUGGCGCCAAACAGCAGCUGGUGACGGUGAGCGAUGCCGGUGCCAACCCAGAACUCUACGUGCCAACCACCACCAAUUCCUCCUCCAGCUCCUCCCUUCCUGAGACCAUUGACGGCACCGGGGUUCUGACCCAAGCGACCGCCGUGUCCGCAGGCGUGUCCGACCCCUCCUCCUCGGCGAACUUCAACUCCCACAACCAAAUGCACCAAAUCCAGGUCUCAACCUCCAACGCAACCACUAUCUCACAGCCCAUCUUGCAGCUGUCUGGGGAUGGUCAGGCCCAGGUAGCCCAGGUGGCUCAGGGUCAGGACCUGAAUGCAGCAGGUCAGACUCUACAGAGUGUGCAGCUCGUCAACCCGGGGACUUUCCUCAUCCAGGCCCAAACUGUCACUGCUACCGGCCAGAUCCAGUGGCAAACCUUCCAGGUUCAGGGUGUCCAGUCACUCCAGGGGCUCCAGUUGCCCCAGGGACAGGGACAGGCUCAACAGCUGACCUUAGCUCCGGUCCAGACUCUCCCUUUGGGCCAGGCAGGCCAGGUCAGCCUACCCAACCUCCAGACAGUCACGGUGAACUCUGUAACACAGUCUGGAGUUCAGUACACACAAGGGGAGGAUGCAAACAGUCCAGCUGGUAUUCAGAUUAAGGAGGAGCCAGACUCUGAAGAGUGGCAGCUGAGUGGAGACUCCACGCUGAACCCCAGUGAUCUGAACAACCUGCGCGGUCAGAUGGGAGACGAGGACAUGGAGACGCCAAGCGGGGAGGGCAAGAGGCUCCGCAGAGUAGCCUGCACCUGCCCCAACUGCAAAGAGUCAGGAGGAAGAGGUUCCGGCAUGGGGAAGAAGAAGCAGCAUAUCUGCCACAUCGCCGGCUGUGGGAAGGUUUACGGGAAGACGUCUCACCUCCGAGCCCACCUGCGCUGGCACAGCGGAGAGAGACCCUUCGUCUGCAACUGGAUGUUCUGCGGGAAGAGGUUCACCAGGAGCGACGAGCUGCAGAGACACAGGAGGACGCACACAGGGGAGAAGAAGUUUGUGUGCACAGAGUGCUCCAAGAGGUUCAUGCGGAGCGACCACCUGGCCAAGCACAUAAAGACUCACCAGAAUAAAAAAGGCGUUCCCUCCACGUCUCCGCCCACCACUGACACCGUCAUCACCGCCGACGGAACCACACUCAUCCUCCAGACCGCCACCACCCACGACCUUGUAGGCAAUCAGGAGAUCCCUUUACAGCUGGUCACCGUGGCGCCCGCCGAGGUCAUGGAGUGAGGAGGCAGAUGGGGUGAGGUGGCUUUGUUUUUUUUUUGUUUGUUUGUUUUUGUUUUGUUUUGUUUUUUGAGAACUGGCCUAUCACAGGGACCUCUUGGGCUUUUCUCUUUCCCUCUUACCUUUUCUUUUGUUUGUUUUUUACAUAUGAAUAUAUACGUAAAUAUAUAUGACAAAUAUAUAUAUUUUAAGUAAGAGUUAUCAUGACUUUAUGUUUGUUUUUUUGCAGUCUUUUUAUAGGCGGGCAAAAAAAAAAUAACAUUAAAAUGUGGUUGCUAAUGUACACGCAUAAACACACACAUGCAGACACACACACACACACAUGACAAAACAUGUAUUAACACUCAACACGCAACAUAAAUAUUCAACACAAUGAAAUGCCUUAUUUUGUAUCAUACUCUUGUAUAAAAUGCUGGAGGUGCAUGUGUUUUUUAAGCUUUGCAGAUGAUGUAACUGUAACAGAGAUAAAUGUGUUUGUGAAAUGGAGAUGAUGAUGAUGAUGAGGAGGAGGAGAAGAGGAAGUAGCGAACCUCUCUGGAAUGACUGAGUUUUUGUCUCUGGAGAGACUGGACAGAGUGGGGCUGUUUGAAGCAGCACUGCAUCCACGCCAAACUGUUGCGCUGCUGCCGCCAUGAACGAACGGCCGCGAUCAUAAAGGAGUAGUUCAACAAUCUGGGGACAAUUUGCUUUCUUCCCGAGAGUUCUCAUCUAAAUAAAUCUCGGCGAGAAAGAAAAAUGAGCGCGUUUCCCUUAUGUCGAACCUGCAGCAGCUGUCGCCCAAUCACAGACAACCAACAGGACGGCGACGCUGAUGUCGUGCCGUGCUGCUUCAAGCAGAGCGGGAGGUUCAGCUGACGGUCGGAGCAGGACGACAGUGACGCUGUUAACUGAUCUGAAGUCGGCGUUUUCCUCCUCGAGGGUUGUGGGGGGUUGGGGGGGUUGGGGGGGGGGGGGAGUAGAUGCAAGCCGCUCUGAAAAAGGGCAACUUCUUCCAGCAUCUGGUCAGUCUGAACAGAAUGUCUCAUCUGCCCUCACGAGCACGCCGUCCGCUGUGCUUGUCCACGUCAAAACGCGUCUUUAUUUUUCUUUCUUCCUUUCUUUCUUUCUUUUUUCAUAUUUUCAUUGUAAAUUCACAUUUUGUUUCUUUUUUUCUUUUUUUUUUUCCACGUCUCUUCGUCGAUCUGGGUGUCAUCUAAAGCCACAUGAUGGUGAUCGUAGAUUUUAAUGUGGUUUAGAGUGGUUACCGCUGAAUUCCUGCAGGGCUCUUCACUGUCAGCUGCACAUGGUGGCGGCGGGAGAACGUGCACCUAUAUAUAUAUAUAUAUAUUUUUUUUUUUUGUUUAUGAAAAUCGAGAAACGGAUGCAACAAAUCAGCAAGCCCUCAAGGGUGUUUUUGUCAUCGAACAUUCCAGUUGGACACCAGAUGAUGUGGGAUUAGCUUUGCAAUAACUGCGUUGUUGGCAACUGUGGCCAGAUGUCACUCAAGUUAAAAAGGAAUACAAUCAUGCCAUUGUUUUUUUUUUGUUUUGUUUUGUUUUUUUUUUAAGUUUUAAUUAAUGUAAUCCCUUCCUCAGUUUGUCCUCAUGUUUGUAGCAUUCAUUUACAUGUAUAUUAUCUUAUUUUGUUUAUAGAAGCCAUUACUUAGUUAACUGAAUUUGUUGUAUCAAAACCUUAUUUUAAGUGAUUUUUUUAAAGAAUUGGUGUAAAAAUUGAAUGUUACCUUUUGUAAAACCUUUUUUCAAAUGGAUCACAAUAAAAGUCUGAAACCUUCCA
Messenger RNA from Scatophagus argus, 3977 nucleotides. RefSeq names its product transcription factor Sp3-like. Bases 255 to 2207 code for a protein of 650 amino acids. The record is from RefSeq and is a predicted model, not a curated record. Gene Ontology annotation, biological process: regulation of transcription by RNA polymerase II. The transcript is spliced from 9 exons. Gene Ontology annotation, molecular function: DNA-binding transcription factor activity, RNA polymerase II-specific; RNA polymerase II cis-regulatory region sequence-specific DNA binding. Lineage: Eukaryota; Metazoa; Chordata; Actinopteri; Scatophagidae.